AUGUCGAUGUCAAAGAGGAAAUUUGACGAGUCCUGCGACUGUGGCGAAUCACUUAAGCGAAGCGUCAUCUCUGAAGUAGAUAAAAAAAGGCAGUGUUCUCUACUUUUAGAGGACCGGUUGUAUUUUAACAAAAUAUCUGGUCCUCAUGCAGCUUUCUGUGCAAACUCGUUUUCGUUAGGAGAAUUACUGGAGAUUAUUUCACCAGUAGCAUCAAUACAUUUCAAUUUUGAGGUUGACUUGUUAUGGAUAGUGUCGAGAUAUCCAGCAAAAUGUAAGGAAUUACCUAUAAGUAUUGUGGUUGGUGAGCGAGAUGUUUUUAAGCUAGAGCGGGAUGCGAAAAAAGCCAGUCUCAAUAAUAUAACUGUUGGAGGUGCAUCUCUACCGAUACCGUAUGGGACGCAUCAUACGAAGCUAUCAGUUCUUGAAAGUGACCUGGGUCGACUGCACAUAAUCAUAUCAACAGCAAAUUUGGUUCAAGGUGAUUGGGAAAACAAAAUGCAAGCCUUCUAUCACUGCAGUGGCUUCAUCUUUAAGGAUUUUGAUAAGAAUACAACUGUAAGUUCCUUCCAAGAGGACUUAGUCGGUUAUUUGGAUUUUUAUGCCAAGAGCAGGGCCUGGCCCUUGGUUGAGUUUUGGAGAGAUCGUAUAAGGAAUGCAAACUUUUCAACUGAAGCAAAGCUGAUUUCGUCGGUCCCUGGUUACCACAGUGGUAGGAAUAUGGUAAAAUUUGGACACAUGCGGCUGCGCGAGUUGUUAUCAGCUAUGGAUUAUACUGUUGAAAAGCCUAUUUAUCAUGCUCAGUCCAGUUCUAUCGGUUCUUUGGGUUCUAAACCGGAGGCUUGGUUGCUAGGUCAAUUUUUACGAAGCAUGAACCGUGGCAAAAAAUUAGAACAAGAGGCUCUAAGAAUUAUCUAUCCUUGUGUGGAAGAUGUUCGCAACUCAAUAGAGGGGUAUGUAGCUGGAAGUUCUUUACCUUAUUCAAAGGCAACCUCGAGUCGGCAACCUUAUUUAAUGAGUAUGUUACACAAAUGGAGAUGUGAGAAGCUUGGAAGAACGCGAGCGAUGCCACAUUUAAAAACUUACUCGGCAUUUAAUGAUGGAGAAACAAAGCCGAUUUGGUUAAUAGUCACCAGCGCGAAUUUGUCAAAGGCCGCUUGGGGGGAGCUGCAAAAGAAUAGUACACAACUGGCAGUUAGGUCCUACGAACUCGGUGUUCUAUUGACCGAUGACAACUCAUUGAAUAUGCUUCCGUAUGAUAUGCCCCUAACAAAAUAUUCAGCUACUGAUAGAGUCUGGGUUUGGGAUGACAUUUAUAAAGAGCCUGACAUAUACGGAACUUUUUGGCCCCCGUGA
Messenger RNA from Enterobius vermicularis (human pinworm), 1353 nucleotides. The record is from the annotation of a GenBank genome assembly. NCBI's taxonomy places the organism in Eukaryota, Metazoa, Nematoda, Chromadorea, Rhabditida, Oxyuridae.